Messenger RNA from Aspergillus ibericus CBS 121593, 1057 nucleotides. RefSeq lists its product as uncharacterized. The transcript has a single exon. The record is from RefSeq and is a predicted model, not a curated record. Lineage: Eukaryota; Fungi; Ascomycota; Eurotiomycetes; Eurotiales; Aspergillaceae. Bases 138 to 701 code for a protein of 187 amino acids.
UGAAGGGCCCGCCGCCUACGUGUUUGUGUCAGGUCCCUCUGAUCCAGAGCCCCCACGGCCGGGCUCCAAAGGUGGGCUAGAACAGGAAGGGGAGAAAGGACAGAGCAGCCACCGAGGGACUGGCAUGGAAAAGCGUAAUGUCGGGGUACGAAGACCGAAGACCACAGCAAUCCGUCGGCCGAAAGGCGGCUGCAUAUCGCCCAAAGGAUGACAGAAGGAGGACCCUCCCAGGGACCGACGAUGAAUUCCUUCAGGAAAAAAGUCCUUCAGUGCAGGGCGGAUGGGCACCGGAGCCCAGCGUGGGUGGUACGGGUAGGCGACACAUCUUGGUCCCGACAGUCUGGUUCACCCUCCAUCACGGUCAAUAUUUUCCCUCGGUGGGGAGGCCCCUCGGGCGUACGCGGCCAUUGAGAGGGGAAACAUCAGUCAACCGGAGGGGGAUCGCCCUUCGUUUUGUAAGCGGGAUGGCGAAUCCGACGCAAUCACUGGUCAUGGGAGAGCCGCUGAAGCAGGGGGCAGAACCGGUCCGCGUACUUGGAGAGGGAAAAGAGGGGAGGUCAGUCGGGAGAAUAACUGAGCGGCGCAGUCAACUUGCAGGCAACCGGCUGGAAGAGCUGCUAGCAUGCUGCUGGGAUGUUGGCGGCAUCCAACCACGGCUGCAGCUGGUGGUCACCUUGGCGUGGCACAUUCGGCGGUCGUGAGAGGAUGAGAAAAUAUGCGAGACAAGCUGAUCCCUGUUCGGGGGAUGAUGAGUGGUCACCCCAGCGGUUAAGAGGAUGGGCGAGAUCCCUGGCAAUGUGGUCGGGGGAGCGUGAUGGACGUGAUGAGCGACGCUAGCGGCGCUCCCUAGCAGGGAAUGGCGGACGAGGUAGCAGUUGGACUGGACUCGAGACGAUAUCGCCCUCAAGUCCGAUGUAGCAUUGGAAGAGGGGAAAGCGACCGAUGGAGGGCAGUGUCGUGACUAAGUCACUAAGACAGCGCUAUCGCAUGGGCGCUGGAUUGAUUGGCACAGAAGCUUCGGCGGCUGCCAGGGUCUGACGGGUGAAAAGAGGGGGAA